AUGGAUGAGGUGUAUUAUCCCGGUAAAAAUUUAUCUAUAGACGAGUCAAUGAUAUUAUGGCGUGGUAGAUUGAUUUUUCGACAGUAUAAUAUACAGGGAAAAAGACAUAAAUUUGGGAUCAAAUUAUAUAUGUUAGCUGAGCCAAAUGGCCUGAAUUUAAAAAUUAUGAUUUAUACUGGACAAAAACUGUCACAGCUUGAACAACCGCAUUCUAAUAGUCAUACGGAAAACGUAGUUAUAAACCUUAUGGAAGGAAAAUUGUUCAAAGGUCAUUCGCUUUACAUGGACAAUUACUACAAUAGCGUUAAUUUAGCUCAGACACUAAUUUCAAAAAAUACUUAUUGUACCGGCACAUUGCGUUCAAAUAGGAAAAAAAAUCCAAGCGACAUUGUUAAAAAAAAAUUAAAAAAAGGAGAAAAUAUAUCGAAGUACUCAUAUAACGGGAUCUGUGUAUUCAAGUGGAAGGACAAAAGGGAUGUAUUGGGCAUAUCAACAGAAUGGACAGCAGAUAUGAUCGUCAAGACCAACUUACUGUUGUCCUACUACCCGUGUGAACGAAAAACUCUUCGAUGGUACAAAAAAGUUGGUAUUCACAUUUUACAACAGCUACUUCUCAAUUCUUAUCUUUUAUAUUGUCAAAAUGAACGUAAAAUACCUUUUUAUAAUUUUCGGCUGAAUAUAAUACGUUCUUUGUUAAAAAAAAAUGAUAAAACUGGUGAACUUGGAGAAAAACAAUAUGAAAUUAUGACUAAAUUACCGACUACAGUUCCAUUUGUACAUACUCUACAACUCUUACCAAAAAGCGAAAAAACGACAAAAGUUCAACGCAAACGAUGUAGUUACUGUAAAGAAAUUGGUAAACGCAAAGAUACAUCAUACUACUGUUCUCUCUGUCCACAUAAUCCACCUCUAUGUUUAGGAUCCUGUUUUGAAAAUUAUCAUGCAAAAUAA
Macrosiphum euphorbiae (potato aphid) is the source of this 951-nucleotide messenger RNA. The record is from the annotation of a GenBank genome assembly. NCBI's taxonomy places the organism in Eukaryota, Metazoa, Arthropoda, Insecta, Hemiptera, Aphididae.